GUGACCAGGUUGCCCAUUGUGCAUUGGAACGAUGUUUAUCGUGUGACUCCCAAGAAAGUUUCCGCGGGCUCUACGGGAACCAUCGAUGUUACCCGAUUCGCUUCAUUAUUAGACGACAUACGUAGUCAAUGGACCGCUCGAUCUGACGGUGCACACGAUGGCCUUUCUCUCUUUUCGGGGGACCUUUUUUCGCCGUCCGUGGAGAGUACCGUCACCAGAGGGAGUCAUAUGGUUCCCGUAAUAAAUGAACUGGCGCCAGAUGUAGCUUUGACAGGAAAUCACGACUUCGAUUUCGGUUACCCUCAUCUGUCAAAACUCGUCCAAGACACUCGAUUUCCCUGGUUAUUGAGUAACGUCAUCGACGAAGACACGGGCCGCGUGCCUGAACAUUUGCAGCAACUUCAAGUGGUCGAGCGAGUGGGUCUACGAAUCGGGAUAAUUGGUCUCGUAGAGGAGGAUUGGAUCACCACAGUACCUUCGUGGCCUCGCAAUUUCAAGUUCAGGAGUAUGGUAGAAACUGGCUUAGAGCUGUCGGAAAUUCUUCGCAAACCCGACGGCGAAUAUAGAUGUGAUCUGAUCAUUGCAUUGACUCAUUCCCGUCUUCCCAAUGAUAUCCAACUUGCCAAGGAUUUAUUUGCCUUAUCACCGUCCGCUCGGGAUACAUCGCCAAUUUUCUCCUCCCACGGUGUAGAUCUUAUUUUGGGUGGCCAUGACCACGCGUACUUCGCGUCGAAAGGGGUGUCAUCUUGGGAAGGAUACGACACUAAGAGCGAAGCUAUUGGUGCUAAAAAUGACCAUGGUGAUGUGUUGGUAGUGAAGAGUGGAACUGACUUUAGAGAUCUGAGCAAGCUUAUACUUGAGCUCGAAGAUGCCCCCGAAGGUAGUAUCAGACGCCAGGUGAUCAAAGGCAUACACGGGAAGCGUCAUGCAGUUACACCGGACAUCCCUUCGUCCGAAAAGCUGCAGAAAAUUGUUAGCUCGGUUCUCUCGUCUGUAUCAGGAACAUUGAACGCCCCGGUGUGUGUGACCGAAGUGAAGUUGGAUCUACGGUCUCAAUUACUAAGAACCAAUGAAACAGCAGCAGCGAAUUGGUUUGCAGACGUCCUAAGGCACGCGUACGACGACGCAUUGUGCACUAAAGUUGGCAGUGGAUCAGACGGCGUCCUCAUCAGUGCAGGAACUUUACGAGGCGAUUCGGUCUACCCCGCUGGUGAAAUUACCCUUGGGAACAUUCUUGAGAUAUUGCCUUUCGAAGACCCAGUGGUGGUGAUUGAGCUAGAUGGCCAAGGCUUGUGGGAUGUACUAGAGGUGGCUUUAUCUAAAUUUCCUGCCCAGGAAGGGCGCUUCCCGGUAAUAUCUGGUUUCCGGGUGACCUGGGAUUCUCGCCUUCCACCUGGCCGACGCGUGUUGGGCAUAUGGUUGGUACAGGAAGCGCCCGGCUUCGGAAGUAACGGCAGUGAGAUACCUGUUCUCGUAGACGGGGAAGAAGUCAAGCGGAACAAGACGGGGAAAGCAUACAAGAUUGUGACCAGGCAGUAUAUGACCGAAGGGCAUGACGGAUUCACGCCACUUGUCGGACGUAAAUACCUGGUCGACGACGAAAAUGGACAACUCAUGAGCGCGCUCGUGAGGAAAUAUCUCCUUGGCUGUCGCUUUGUGAACAGUAUUCUGUCUCGCCAGAGCUUGAAAGGGAGCCUUCUGCAUGAAGGAACCCCUAGCAUCAUUGCACGGGAAGUCAAGCAUCGUAGGUGGAAUGCGGGUGAUAGGAAGGCGGAGACUACCGGCAGAUGGCAAAAUGCAAUAGCUGCUGCGCGCCGUCUGCGCUCCAAAGCUCACUAUUUGGAUCACAUUAAUGUGAGCGCAAGAGAGGACAUGAGCAGCGUGGACUGUUUCGAUGGAAAGACAGCCCGUCGUGGGGGAGGAACAGCCGUUCAAGUGGAGUUGAACGAUUUUCACCAGGAUCUGCCGGUGAUUCACCCAGAAGUGGAUGGCAGAUUAAAAGAUGUGGGUAGAAUGGAGACAUGAUACUAGGGACUAUUAGACCUAUCACAGCUGAGAUUGUGCAGGUACGUAGAGUCAUGAGGAAACUGGGAUUUCGGGGAUUUGAAUUUUGGGUGCUCAGUCUCCAGUCAAGUUGCGCGCAUGAUGUGUGACGAGACCUGAGGCAGUACCAAUACCAGCACCGCCUAGUACCACUUU
Pisolithus orientalis is the source of this 2199-nucleotide messenger RNA. RefSeq names its product Metallo-dependent phosphatase-like protein. Gene Ontology annotation, biological process: nucleotide catabolic process. NCBI's taxonomy places the organism in Eukaryota, Fungi, Basidiomycota, Agaricomycetes, Boletales, Pisolithaceae. The record is from RefSeq and is a predicted model, not a curated record. The transcript has 13 exons. Gene Ontology annotation, molecular function: hydrolase activity. The annotation marks the transcript as partial.